Molecule: messenger RNA, 1727 nt
Organism: Zingiber officinale
Lineage: Eukaryota; Viridiplantae; Streptophyta; Magnoliopsida; Zingiberales; Zingiberaceae
Product: tRNA (guanosine(18)-2'-O)-methyltransferase-like
Exons: 6
Coding region: 106-1191 (361 amino acids)
Biological process (GO): tRNA guanine ribose methylation
Molecular function (GO): RNA binding
Source: RefSeq, a predicted model, not a curated record
CCAACGUAAUCAGAAACGCCGGCUGCUUCUUCCGCGCAUCUCCUCCUUCCUUCUUCGGUUCUUCCCCGCUGCGGACAUCGUGCCUCUCACCGAUCCCUGUUUCAAAUGAACUCCACAAGAACCCUAAUGGCUCGCUCCGCCCUCUCCUAUGCUUUCCACUUCAGCCUCUCCCUGUCCCAGCGAUUCUUCCCCUCCAACCGAUCGGUUUCUGCCUUCGCCGCCGCCACUUCCUCCUCUUUCCCUCCCUUACGCUCUCUGGGGUUAUCAUUUCGUUUAUCGAACUCCUACUCCCGCAAACCUUUCUCGUCCCAGUCUUCCGCAGCUGCUCACGUCGAAGACCCCUUUGACACCUCAGACGACACCGUGGAGGACUUGUUGACGCGUAGAAACGACCGCAUCGAGCGGAUGAUGAAGAUGGAACGCAGGUCCGAAUCCGAGGGCGACCGUUCAUGGCGCCGUUUGUUCCCAUACCGAGACAUCUUCAGGUCAGGCAGCAUGGCGCUUGGCAGCCGGGAGGUGAUAGAGGUGCUGGACCCGUACAUGAUGGAUACCAGAAAGAAUCGAAUCCAGAGGACGGUCGAGAACCGGAGCUAUUCAUUGUGCCUAGUGGUCGAAGGGCUUACGGAUUUCGGGAACGUAUCUGCGGCAUUCCGGUCGGCGGACGCACUUGGGAUCCAGUCGGUUCAUGUGAUUUCGCAGGGAAGUAGCAAAAGGUAUCGUGAUAAUCGUCAUGUUAGCAUGGGCGCGGAGAAGUGGCUGGACAUUGAACUCUGGAAUUCACCUCUAGAUUGCUUUGGAGCUCUAAGAAAACGUGGUUAUCAAAUCGUGGCAACUCAUUUAGGGAUUGAUUCGGUUUCUAUAUAUGAGAUGGAUUGGUCACAUCCAACUGCAAUAGUUGUGGGAAAUGAACACAUGGGUAUAACAGAAGAGGCUUUGAGAUUAUCUGAUUUGCACUGUUGCAUUCCAAUGAAAGGGAUGGUAGAUUCUUUCAAUGUUUCAGUUGCCGCAGGCAUCCUGAUGCACCAUGCUGUCUGUGAUAAAAUCUCUCGUCUGGGUCAACAUGGGGAUUUAACAUCUGAAGAAAGUCAGAUUCUACAAGCAGAAUUUUACUUACGGCAUAGAGAAAGUAUGAUUGGUAUUGUUGAUGAGUAUGCAAAAAGGAAGAUGGAAGGUAUCCUUGGCAAACUAUAAAAGCUGUCUCUUAGGCGGCAGAGUAGCUUGAGCUGGAUAAAUAUCCAGAUCCGACUUUUCACAAUAUUUAUUCUUUGGAGUGCCUGUGAUCAACAUCCUUUAUUUGCAUCAGCAUGUGUUGGCAUGUCACAUGUGGGGCUCCACAGGGCAAGUGCCCUCUGCUGAUUUCAUGUUCAUCGCAUCUGCUGCAGUUCAUCAGACCGAUAACAUUAAAGGAUAUAGGAUAUUAGGAUUUAAUGUUUCCUUCCUGUGUAGCACUGCAGAGGCAUAUUCUUUAGCAUCAGAUGAUUUGUAGUAACUCAUUGUGUUGAAGGUGUCAUCAACAUAUAUAUUCUGGCAAUUGCAACUGCUAGAAUUAGUCAUUUGUUGUUUUAUAUCUCGAAGGCAUUAUAUAAAUUGAAUUUGCUGGCUUUCAGUUUCUGGAGGUGAUUUGUUAAAUUAUUUUGACUGGAGAAGAAUUCUUCUGUGAGAGACAAUAGAGAAUUGUAUCAUCAAUUCCUACAAUUCAUUUUAGGAUGGACAUCCUUUUAAGAGCA